Messenger RNA from Herpailurus yagouaroundi (jaguarundi), 363 nucleotides. RefSeq lists its product as uncharacterized. Lineage: Eukaryota; Metazoa; Chordata; Mammalia; Carnivora; Felidae. Bases 1 to 363 code for a protein of 120 amino acids. The transcript has a single exon. The record is from RefSeq and is a predicted model, not a curated record.
AUGCCGCCGCCGUUGCCCGCGCCCGGCGCCCGCGCGGGGCCCUCAGGGCGCCACCGCCGGGCAGCGCCCGUCUCUCCCCGGGAGAGGGAGCCGGACGGGAGCGGACGCCGACGCAGAGCGGACGCCGACGCAGAGCGGCGCGCGUGGCCCCCGCCGCGGCUGAGUUGCUAUGGAGCUGAGACAAUGCGGGCCGCCGCAGCCCGUCCUCCUCCGGGGCAGGGGGCGGGCGCCGCCGCCAGGGCCUGGGGGACCCCGCGCAGGGUCCCAACUCGCCGGGCCUCGUUCCUGUGGGGACCGCGACUCGGGCCUGGUCCCACGAGCAACAUCCCGGCCGCCCCGUCCAGGAAAUUUGCUGUCUCCUAG